Messenger RNA from Enhydra lutris kenyoni (northern sea otter), 3616 nucleotides. RefSeq names its product semaphorin 6C. Gene Ontology annotation, biological process: semaphorin-plexin signaling pathway; negative regulation of axon extension involved in axon guidance; positive regulation of cell migration. Gene Ontology annotation, molecular function: chemorepellent activity; semaphorin receptor binding. NCBI's taxonomy places the organism in Eukaryota, Metazoa, Chordata, Mammalia, Carnivora, Mustelidae. The record is from RefSeq and is a predicted model, not a curated record.
AUGGCCGCCACUAACCAGGGGCCAGACAUCUAUAAGGUGUGGCUGUUACUCUCCUUGUUUUACAGCCAGAAGGACUACUGGUGGAGAGGUGUCGAGAAGGCGGUGUCCAGACAGCUUCUGAGAGCCGGACUGGUUGCGGUGACCCAGAGGCGGGCCGGAGGCGGGGCCAGUCGGGAGGCGGGCGGGGCGGCUGGGGCCCGGCCCAGAGCCCCGGGCGGUCGCAUUGUUUUCCUGCGCGGAGCAGCGGCGGGAGUGGGGGCUGCGACUGGGACCCAGGACUCGCCCGACCCGACUGCGCCCGCGAGGUCAGAUCCGAGCUCCAUCCCAUUCGGACGCUCGUCACGUCUCGCCAGAGCCCCAAUCACGGAUUGCAAACUCGGCGCGGUGCGGGGCCGCUGUCCGCCCGCUGCGAUCUUGGUCCCGCUGACCCGGAUCUCCGAGCAAGUCAGAGGUCUCCUAUUCCCCUCAAACCCCCACAGGAGUCAUCACCCCAGGGCUGGCAUAUGGGUGAGGGGGUACCCCCUGGGGCCUGAGCUGCCCCGCACAGGAUGCCCCGUGCCCCCCCACUUCAUGCCUUUGCUGCUUCUGCUGCUGUUGCUCUCACUUCCCCACACCCAGGCGGCCUUUCCCCAGGACCCCCUCCCUCUGCUGACCUCUGACCUGCAAGGUACUUCCCCAUUAUCCUGGUUCCGGGGCCUGGAGGAUGAUGCUGUGGUUGCAGAACUUGGGCUGGACUUUCAGAAAUUCCUGACCUUGAACCGGACCUUGCUAGUGGCUGCCCGGGAUCACGUUUUCUCCUUCGAUCUUCAAGCUCAGGAAGAAGGAACAGGGCUGGUGCCCAACAAGUAUCUGACAUGGCGGAGUCAAGACAUGGAGAACUGUGCUGUACGGGGAAAGCUGACGGACGAGUGCCACAACUACAUUCGUGUUCUUGUUCCCUGGGACUCUCAGACACUCCUUGCCUGUGGAACGAAUUCAUUCAGCCCCGUGUGCCGCAGCUAUGGGAUAACUUCGCUGCAGCAGGAGGGUGAAGAGCUGAGUGGACAGGCUCGAUGCCCCUUUGAUGCCACCCAGUCCAACGUGGCUGUCUUUGCAGAGGGCAGCCUUUACUCAGCCACGGCUGCGGACUUCCAGGCCAGUGAUGCUGUAGUUUACAGAAGCCUCGGGCCUCAGCCCCCACUCCGCUCCGCCAAGUACGACUCCAAGUGGCUCAGAGAGCCACACUUUGUCCAUGCCUUGGAGCAUGGAGACCAUGUCUACUUCUUUUUCCGGGAGGUCUCUGUGGAGGAUGCCCGGCUGGGAAGGGUACAGUUCUCCCGAGUUGCCCGUGUGUGUAAGCGUGACAUGGGUGGCUCGCCUCGGGCCUUGGACCGCCACUGGACAUCCUUCCUGAAGCUGAGGCUCAACUGCUCUGUCCCUGGGGACUCUACCUUCUAUUUUGACGUCUUACAGGCCUUAACUGGGCCUGUGGACUUGUAUGGCCGCUCCGCUCUCUUUGGGGUCUUCACCACCCAGACCAAUAGCAUCCCUGGCUCUGCGGUCUGUGCCUUCUACCUGGAUGAUAUCGAGCAUGGGUUUGAGGGCAAGUUCAAAGAGCAGAGGAGUCUGGAUGGGGCCUGGACACCUGUAUCUGAGGACAGGGUUCCCUCCCCCAGGCCAGGAUCCUGUGCCGGAGUCGGUGUGGCUGCCUUGUUCCCCUCCUCUCGAGACCUACCCGAUGAUGUCCUGACCUUCAUCAAGGCUCACCCGCUGCUGGACCCCGCUGUGCCACCGGCCACCCAUCAGCCUCUGCUCACCCUCACCAGCAGGGCCCUACUGACCCAGUUAGCUGUGGAUGGUAGGGCUGGUCCCUACAGGAACACCACAGUCCUAUUCCUGGGCUCCAAUGAUGGGACCGUGCUGAAGGUGCUGCCCCCGGGGGGGCCCUCUGGAGGACGUGAGCCCAUCCUGCUGGAGGAAAUCAAUGCCUACAGCCCCUUCAGAUGCAGUGGGAAGCGGGCCGCCCAAACAGCACGGCGGGUCAUAGGGCUGGAGCUGGACACUGAAGGUCACAGGCUCUUUGUGGCUUUUUCUGGCUGCAUCAUCUACCUCCCUCUCAGCCGGUGUGCCCGGCACGGGGCCUGUCGGAGGAGCUGCCUGGCUUCUCAGGACCCAUACUGUGGAUGGCACAGCUCCAGAGGCUGUGUGGAUAUCAGGGGACCUGGUGGGACUGAUGUGGACCCAGCUGGGAACCAGGAAUUCACGGAGCACGGCGACUGCCAAGAUGGAGCUACUGGGAGUCAGUCUGGCACAGGGGAUUCUGCUUAUGGCGUGCGCCGGGACCUCCCCCCAGCCUCAGCCUCCCUCUCCGUCCCCAUCCCACUCCUCCUGGCCUGUGCUGCUGCAGCCUUCGCCCUGGGAGCCUCAGUCUCUGGCCUCCUGGUCUCCUGCGCCUGUCGCCGAGCCCACAGACGUCGGAGCAAGGACGUCGAGACUCCGGGGCUCCCGCGCCCUCUCUCCCUUCGCAGCCUGGCCCGGCUGCACGGGGCGGGCCCAGAGCUGCCGCCCAAGGACGGAGACGCGGCGCAGGUGCCCCAGCUCUACACCACCUUCCUGCCUCCCCCCGACGGCGUAGCCCCGCCGGAGGUGGCCUGCCUGCCCACGCCGGAGUCCACGCCCGAGCUGCCCGUCAAGCACCUACGCCACGCUGGGGGGCCCUGGGAGUGGAACCAGAAUGGGAACAACGCCAAGGAGGGCCCCGGCCGCGCGCGGGGCGGAAGCGCAGCGGGAGGGCCAGCGCCGCGAGUGCUGGUGAGGCCACCACCGCCUGGCUGUCCCGGGCAGGCCGUGGAAGUCACCACCCUGGAAGAACUGCUGCGCUACCUGCACGGCCCGCAGCCGUCCAGGAAAGGGGCCGAGGCCCCGGCGGUGGCAGCGUUGACCUCGCGGGCGCUCCCACCAGAGCGGGUUCCCACCCCCGCCCCCUCCCUCUUUGCGGGCUCCAGCCUCCUCCCCCGGGAGUGCGGACCGCCUCUGAGGCUGGACGUGCCCCCCGAGGGGAAGUGUGCUGCGCCGUCCACCCGGCCCGCCCUCUCCGCCCCUGCUCCCCGGCUAGGGGUCGGAAGCAGUCGGAGGAUGCCCUUCCCCACGCACCGGGCGCCCCCCGCCCUGCUCACUCGGGUCCCCUCGGGGGGGCCCUCCAGGUACUGCGGGGGUCCCGGGAGACAUCUCCUGUACCUGGGCCGGCCGGAGGGGUAUCGGGGCCGCGCUCUGAAGAGGGUAGACGUCGAAAAACCCCAGCUGCCCCCGAAGCCUCCCCUCGUCUCGCCCUCUUCCCAGCCGGCUGUCCCCAACGGCAGCCAUUUUAACUUUUAAAAGGGAGCUGAGCCACGUCUUCGGAUGGCGCCCUUGAAGCCCGUGCCCUCAAAGGCCAAGAGCGUGGACUCAUCUCCAAGGACAGAGGCCCUCCUUCUCUCCGUGUUCCACACCUCCAGCCUUCCUGGACUCUGAGAGUCUCCCGGGGUCCCAGCCCGCCUCGGGUUUAUUUAUUGACGUCUUUCCCCCUGUCCUCGAGAGAGGAGUGGGAGGUGAGAAGCUCGCCCCCUCAGUGAACCAGCUUUUCGGGGGGAACUGGCGC